Larimichthys crocea (large yellow croaker) is the source of this 1745-nucleotide messenger RNA. Its product is annotated as rho-related GTP-binding protein RhoN. The coding region runs from base 230 to 922 and encodes 230 amino acids. Gene Ontology annotation, molecular function: GTPase activity; GTP binding. Gene Ontology annotation, biological process: small GTPase-mediated signal transduction. The transcript has 5 exons. Lineage: Eukaryota; Metazoa; Chordata; Actinopteri; Sciaenidae. The record is from RefSeq and is a predicted model, not a curated record.
UUCUUUCUCAGGUGUAGUCAGUGCGCCUCAUAUCACCGGUGGAGCAGAGGAGCUGAGCAUUGCGCAGAGCAUGUAGUCGAAAGUACAGCAGACUGCGUGGAGCUGAAGUUUGAGUCCGCUUUGGAUCUGUGUGACAUUUUUACAACAUUUGGAGCUGCACGUCGACACUAAACUAGUUUGGAGCUAAAUGACAAGUAGACAGAGACGCAGAAACAGUCAGUGAUACGCGAUGGAGAGCAAGGGAUUACUUCGCUGUAAGAUUGUGGUGGUCGGCGAUGCGCAGUGUGGCAAGACGGCUCUCCUUCACGUUUUUGCCAAAGACUCGUACCCAGAGAACUAUGUUCCCACGGUGUUUGAGAAUUACACAGCCAGCUUCGAGAUCGACAAACAGAGGAUCGAGCUCAACAUGUGGGACACUUCAGGUUCAGCCUACUAUGACAAUGUGCGGCCGUUGGCUUAUCCUGACUCAGACGCUGUGCUCAUCUGCUUUGACAUCAGCCGUCCAGAGACACUGGACAGUGUGCUGAAAAAGUGGCAGGGUGAGACGCAGGAGUUCUGUCCCAAUGCCAAAGUGGUGCUGGUUGGCUGCAAGUUGGACAUGAGGACGGACCUCAACGUCUUGAGAGAGCUUUCCAAACACAGACUCAUUCCCGUCACCCACGAACAGGGUACUAAUUUGGCGAGGCAGAUCGGUGCCGUGGCCUACGCGGAGUGCACCUCAAAGUAUUCUGAGAACAGCGUCCGUGACGUUUUCCACGUCACCACCCUGUCGUCCGUGUCCCACAUCCAUCGACCUCAGCUCAAACGUGCAGGCUCACGUCGCGGCCUCAAGCGGGUCUCCCAGCAGCCGCCCCGGACUGAGAUUCAUGAGCACCCACCCGCCAUUAGAAAGGACCGGGCCAAAAGCUGCGUGCUCAUGUAGGACCGGAGUCUACCAGCACCCUUACCUUGACCUGUGUGUGCUGAUGAUGGACGUGAAAACCAUACUGCACAUGAACUUAAUUUAUUGGUGAAUUCUUGUCAGAUCUUUGCACUGCAUUAAGGACGAUAUAAUGAAAACAAGAAGGAAUGCUAUCCUGUGGAGUGUCUUUCAGGAAUUGUUUGUCUAUCUUUAGCAAAUCUCUCCUUGUUAUUUAUCUCUGUGGCUGUGUUCUCAUCAGGGGGACGUCAUUGUUGUGGCAAAAGCUAUUUUUCCUUUAACGCUUUUACUUGAACAAGUGGACAAAAAUGGUCAUGGAUGCAAACAGGCUUGUUAGCAAAUGAAAUACAAGGAGAUUAAAACAAAAAAAGUAAUAAUUGGAAAGAUCACCUUGCAGGAACCAGCAGUAGCAGUGCUGGUCUUGACCUCUAUUGUGUUGUUUCCAGUUUUAAAAUGCUCUUCUCUUUAAGUGUUUAGGUAAAUGAAGCACAAUACGAUGCACGCAAAAUGUUCAGUCAUUUGCAAAUGCCGGGGGGGAAUGAACUCUGCUGUUCCAUUUCAUAUGACAAGUUGAAAAGAAAAUCUGGACAGACAAAACAAACUCGUGGGCUGAGAUGACACUAAUUUUCUUAAACCACAAGUGCUUUUAACAUUGAAAUUUGAAUAAUCACUCACCACGUAAUACUGAAGUGUUGUGAAAUUAAUAUUGUUCUAAUAAUCCAUGCCGGGAGGGAAAGUCACAGAGAGAGAGUAAAAGAGGGUGACUGUUACAGUAUGUUGUACAUGUGUUAAUGAAAUAAAUAAAUAAACUUGCUCUGCUGAGUGU